This is a messenger RNA of Impatiens glandulifera, 558 nucleotides long. RefSeq lists its product as uncharacterized. The coding region runs from base 114 to 341 and encodes 75 amino acids. The record is from RefSeq and is a predicted model, not a curated record. Lineage: Eukaryota; Viridiplantae; Streptophyta; Magnoliopsida; Ericales; Balsaminaceae. The transcript has 2 exons.
UCCCCGUCUAUCUAUCUAUCUCUCCCCCUUUAUAUAUUUUCCGUUUCUGUAACUUCUUCAUCUCACCACCUCCUAAUUCUUCUACAUUUCCGAAUUUCAAGAUUGAUAGAGAGAUGUGCCUUUGCUGUGGGACGAAGGUAUGCAUGAUAUGCACUUGCCUGAUAUUGAUUGUGUUAGCGAUAGGAUUCUUGUUCGGAUUCGGAGUCUUCACAGAUGGAUUUCACAAGUUAAAGCAAUCUCUGCACUACUGCCAUCCAACUAUUAACGGUACCUUGGCCGCUUCAUUUGGAACUGCAACCGGACGACCUUUCGUAAGCCUCUCCGCCCCCUCUCCUCUCUAGGUCUACUCUAUCUCUCACACACAAUUUCUCAAUGUAAAAUCCGAAACUCUUUUCCUUAAUUGAAAAGGAGAUCGAAUGCCAAUGCAAACUCUUCUUCUGCAAACUCUUCUUCUUUAUUUAGGUUUGUGUAAUUUGCAGACUUCGUUUGUCAUGAUAAAAUUGUUGAUUUUAAGAAUUUGUUGUGUAUUCUUCCAUUUGAUUUAUUUGAAUAACUGUU